CCCAAUGGCGGAGCCGCUGCAGAAGAAGCUCCAGGGGGAGCUGGAGAAAUAUCAGCAGUUACAGAAAGAGCUGGGCCGGGCGGUGGCGGCGCGGCAGAAACUGGAGACGCAGCUGACGGAGAACAACAUCGUGCAGGAGGAGCUGAAUUUGCUGGACGAGUCCACCACCAUUUUUAAGCUUUUGGGCCCCGUUUUGGUCAAGCAGGACCUGGAGGAGGCCAAAAACACCGUGGGGAAACGGCUGGAGUACAUCAGCGGGGAAAUGAAGCGCUACGAGCAGCAGAUGCAGGAGCUGGAGCGGCGCUCGGAGCAGCAGCGCGAGCUCCUGGGGCGCCUCCAGCAGGAGCUCCAGGCCAAGCCCUGACACCCCCAAAAUUUUGGGGACCCCCCUCAAAAAAAAUUUGGGGACCCCCCCCCAAAAUCUUGGACCCCCCCCAGUCCCA
Melozone crissalis (California towhee) is the source of this 443-nucleotide messenger RNA. Its product is annotated as prefoldin subunit 6-like. NCBI's taxonomy places the organism in Eukaryota, Metazoa, Chordata, Aves, Passeriformes, Passerellidae. Gene Ontology annotation, cellular component: prefoldin complex; cytoplasm. The transcript has 4 exons. Gene Ontology annotation, biological process: protein folding; chaperone-mediated protein complex assembly. Gene Ontology annotation, molecular function: protein-folding chaperone binding. The record is from RefSeq and is a predicted model, not a curated record. The coding region runs from base 5 to 364 and encodes 119 amino acids.